Molecule: messenger RNA, 588 nt
Organism: Armigeres subalbatus
Lineage: Eukaryota; Metazoa; Arthropoda; Insecta; Diptera; Culicidae
Exons: 1
Coding region: 1-588 (195 amino acids)
Source: RefSeq, a predicted model, not a curated record
AUGAUUGUAGGAUUGGACGCCUAUUACGAUCUUCUUCUCGAUGGAAUCAUCCGUCUUGGUCCCGGAAGACCUGUUUUGCAGAAUACCCUACUGGGUUGGGUCGUUUCCGGACGAGUUGGAGAUGGCCGUUCAAAUCCAGAAAUUAUUAGCAUAGUUAGCGUUUGUAGUACACAAGAUCUGGAUGAACAACUGUCCAGAUUUUGGGAGCUGGAAUCAUGUCAGUCUUCUAGUACAAUGUCGGUAGAAGAAUCGGCAUGUGAAUCUCACUUCGCCUCCACCACAAGAAGAAAUAAAGGUGGCCGGUUCGUGCUGCAGCAGCCAAAGAAGCCAUCCGUCCUAUCUCUGAUGGGAAAUUCGUACGAAAUAGCCAGGAGCCGCUUUCUCGCAGUUGAGCGUCGAUUACAAGCUCAUCCCCUGCUCAAGGUUGCCUACUCGGCCUUCAUCGAGGAAUACGAACUUUUGGGUGAAGGAAGUUACGUCGGAGCCGAUUCGUGCCUUCGAGCUCACGACGGUGACUUACGGAACUUCAGCUGCGCCGUAUUUGGCGAUACGGUGCCUGCAGGAGUUCUCCAAGCUGGGUCGUCGUGA